Molecule: messenger RNA, 2006 nt
Organism: Vitis vinifera (wine grape)
Lineage: Eukaryota; Viridiplantae; Streptophyta; Magnoliopsida; Vitales; Vitaceae
Product: laccase-17
Exons: 6
Coding region: 57-1811 (584 amino acids)
Biological process (GO): lignin catabolic process
Cellular component (GO): apoplast
Molecular function (GO): copper ion binding; hydroquinone:oxygen oxidoreductase activity
Source: RefSeq, a predicted model, not a curated record
GGUUGUCUGGUACAUUGUUGCUCAACCCAACCAAAUAGAGAAGAUUUUCAAGAGAAAUGGGUGCCUCUCUUCUUUCAUCAACAGCAAUUUUCAGAGUCAUGUUCAUAGUUUUGAACACUCUGUGGCUCUCUCCUGAGCUUGCCAGUAGUGCUGGCGUUACUAGACAUUACAAGUUCCAUAUCAAGCUGCAGAAUGUGACAAGAUUGUGCCACACGAAGAGCAUUGUGAGUGUGAAUGGGCAGUUUCCAGGACCUCCCAUCAUUGCUAGAGAAGGAGAUCAAGUGGUGGUUAAGGUGAUUAACCAUGUGCAGAACAAUGUCACCAUCCAUUGGCAUGGAGUUCGACAGCUUCGAAGCGGGUGGGCUGAUGGGCCUGCAUAUGUGACUCAGUGCCCUAUUCAAACAGGCCAGACCUAUGUAUACAAUUUCACCAUCACUGGCCAAAGGGGAACCCUGUUUUGGCAUGCUCACAUUUCAUGGCUAAGAGCCACUCUCUAUGGACCCAUCAUCAUCCUACCAAAGAAAAAUGUGCCUUACCCAUUUGUCAAACCCUACAAGGAAGUUCCCAUCAUAUUUGGAGAAUGGUGGAAUGCUGAUCCUGAGGCAGUCAUCACCCAGGCCCUGCAGAAUGGAGGAGGCCCCAAUGUCUCCGAUGCCUACACCAUCAACGGCCUCCCUGGCCCCUUGUACAACUGCUCAGCUCAAGAUACUUUCAAGCUAAAGGUGAAACCUGGAAGGACAUACCUCCUGAGAUUGAUCAAUGCUGCACUCAAUGAUGAGCUCUUCUUCAGCAUUGCCAAUCACACCCUUACAGUGGUUGAUGUGGAUGCUAUUUAUGUCAAACCCUUUAAAACUGAUACAAUUCUGAUCACACCAGGCCAAACCACCAACCUCCUCCUCAAAGCCAAACCCCACUUCCCUAAUGCCACCUUCCUUAUGGCUGCUCGCCCUUAUGCCACUGGCCGUGGAACUUUUGACAAUUCCACUGUCACCGGUCUCCUCCACUAUGAAACACCACCCAAAUCCUCUCCCUCUGCCUCCUCAUUUAAAAAUCUUCCCCUCUUCAAACCAACACUCCCUCCUCUAAACGACACUUCCUUUGCAGCCAACUUCACUCACAAACUCCGCAGUUUAGCAAAUAGUCAGUUCCCUGCUAAUGUACCUCAAAAGGUUGAUAAACGAUUUUUCUUCACGGUUGGGCUGGGGACAAACCCUUGCCCCCAGAACCAGACUUGUCAAGGACCCAAUAAUAGCACCAAGUUUUCAGCUUCGGUUAACAACGUCUCCUUUGUUCUACCCACCACAGCCAUCCUCCAAGCACACUUUUUUCAGCAAUCCAAUGGCGUCUACACCACUGAUUUUCCAGCCACUCCAAUCUUUCCUUUCAAUUAUACGGGGACACCACCCAACAACACCAUGGUGAACAAUGGAACUAAGGUGGUGGUGCUUCCAUUUAACACCAGUGUGGAGUUAGUGCUGCAAGAUACUAGUAUUCUUGGGAUUGAAAGCCACCCCUUGCACCUUCAUGGGUUCAACUUCUUUGUGGUUGGUCAAGGCUUUGGGAACUUCGAUUCAAAGAAGGAUCCUCCCAAAUUCAAUCUCGUAGACCCAGUUGAGAGGAACACGGUGGGCGUGCCUUCUGGAGGAUGGGUGGCUAUUCGCUUCCUUGCUGACAACCCAGGUGUAUGGUUCAUGCACUGCCACUUCGAAGUUCACAUGAGCUGGGGCUUGAAAAUGGUUUGGAUGGUAAUGGAUGGGAAACUGCCUAACCAGAAGCUGCCUCCUCCACCCUCUGAUCUUCCCCAAUGUUGACCUCUCUUUCUUCCUAAACCCUUUUGACCUCAUCUUGGCCUCAAAUGAUGCCACCAUUUUUCCCCCAUUUCUUUUUUCUUUUAACUUAUUAACGAUGUUUCAGAUUGAUUGUUUGUUUCCUAAAUGUGUUUUUUCUACAUGUAAUAAAAUUGGAGAAAUUUUUGGUAAUAAAGAAAUUGUUAUUCAUUUGUUUCA